GCCGGGGGCGGGGGCUGCCCCGCGGGCGGCGGCGACUUCCAGUGGUGCUUCUCGCAGGUGAAGGGGGCCAUCGACGAGGAUGUGGCGGAAGCCGACGUCAUUUCAACUGUCGAAUUUAACUGCUCUGGAGAUCUUCUUGCAACAGGAGACAAGGGUGGACGAGUUGUUCUUUUCCAGCGAGAACAAGAGAGUAAGAGCCGCCCUCACGCUAGGGGAGAAUACAAUGUCUACAGCACCUUUCAGAGUCAUGAACCAGAGUUUGACUAUUUGAAAAGUCUAGAAAUAGAGGAAAAAAUUAAUAAAAUUAGGUGGUUACCACAACAGAAUGCUGCUCAUUUUCUACUCUCUACAAACGAUAAAACUAUUAAAUUAUGGAAAAUAAGUGAACGGGAUAAAAGAGCAGAAGGUUAUAACUUGAAAGACGAAGAUGGACGACUUCGAGAUCCAUUUAGAAUUACAGCACUACGGGUCCCCAUAUUGAAGCCCAUGGACCUUAUGGUAGAAGCAAGUCCUCGACGAAUUUUUGCAAAUGCUCAUACAUAUCAUAUAAAUUCCAUUUCAGUAAAUAGUGAUCAUGAAACGUAUCUUUCUGCAGAUGACCUGAGAAUUAAUCUGUGGCAUUUAGAAAUCACAGAUAGAAGUUUUAACAUCGUGGACAUCAAGCCUGCUAACAUGGAGGAGCUGACGGAGGUGAUCACAGCGGCCGAGUUCCACCCGCACCAGUGCAACGUCUUUGUCUACAGCAGCAGCAAAGGCACCGUCCGCCUGUGCGACAUGCGCUCCUCGGCCCUGUGCGACAGACACUCUAAGUUUUUUGAAGAGCCUGAAGAUCCCAGCAGUCGGUCCUUCUUCUCAGAAAUCAUCUCCUCCAUCUCGGAUGUGAACUUCAGUCACAGCGGCCGGUACAUGAUGACCAGAGACUACCUGUCCGUGAAGGUGUGGGACCUCAACAUGGAGAGCAGGCCUGUGGAGACGUACCAGGUGCACGAGUACCUUCGAAGCAAGCUUUGCUCCCUGUAUGAGAACGACUGCAUCUUUGACAAGUUUGAGUGCUCCUGGAACGGUUCUGACAGUGCGAUUAUGACUGGAUCCUACAACAACUUGUUUAGGAUGUUUGAUAGGAACACACGGAGGGAUAUCACCUUGGAAGCGUCCCGGGAGAACAGCAAGCCUCGAGCCAUCCUAAAGCCUCGGAAGGUAUGCACAGGUGGCAAAAGAAAGAAAGAUGAGAUUAGCGUUGACAGUCUAGACUUCAAUAAGAAGAUUCUUCACACCGCCUGGCACCCCGUGGAGAACAUUAUUGCUGUCGCCGCCACCAAUAACUUGUACAUAUUCCAGGACAAAAUCAACUAGCCAGGCUCCUUGGAGGACCACGGCUCAUCCUCCUAGUUCGCCGCCGCUUUCUGUGAGAGAAAAGGCGCCACUUCCUCUCCGUUCAGGACAGUGAGGCCCCUGCUGCUCCCUCUGGGCGAGGAGAGCGGGGCCCAGGGCUGCGCCCGUGGUUCUGUCUUCAGUGAGGUGACGUAGGGUCGCUGCUCAAGGGAAACCCACUCGAGGCAGAACUGAGGGACAGAGCCCAGUAAAGGCCAUCAUUCAAAAUAAACGUAUUUAUUUAAGUCUGCGCCUGCUGUUCCCAUUUAUAGACCCGAGAGCUAACGUUCAAGAGAAAAGUCAUCAUCUGUAGUACUUCUCUCUUUCUCUCCCCCUUCUUCUGUCUCUCUGCUAUCAUAUUUGGGCCUCCGAGCACACGUGGUGUGGCGUCUGUCCACACGCCGCGUCUGUCGGCCUCUGAGCUCACACGGGUUCACACCAACUUCAGGUUCAGGGCCCGGCAGGCAGCAGCCACUGUCACACACCUGCUGACCCGCUGUAUCCGCCGUCACACACCUGGGUGGCCACUUAAUAAAAACCACAAACUACAUAGAGUGUCUUUAAAUCUGAGCACAAUCAGAUUUAUCAUAUCAUCUUUUUGUUUACUUUCAUUGCAUAUAAUGAAAUUAUGCAGAGUUAUUCUCUGGAACAAUUUGGAAAACUUAGUGCUUAAUUGGCAAAAUGGUGGAAUAUGUGCAGUAUUUUCAAUUCUAAAUGUCUCGACCCCAAAGCUGCCGUCACUUCAUCUCUGCAGAAGUAGUACCUCUGAUAGACCAGGUAAGGGGAAGCCUUCCCAGCAGCCACCUCAAGAGGAGAAAGGGAGCAAAACCACUGCUCGAAAAUCAACGCCAGUCUGCAGGAGGCUCGCAUUCCCCGCGAUUGAAUACUUACGCUUGCUUUUUAAACCUUUUUAAAACACUGGAGGGAAACGAGACUUUUAGGUACUGCUAAAAUUACAUGCAUGUAGAAUUUCAUACGGCGUAUCGACCGGCAGAGUUCAACAGUUACCAUGAUGUGGUGCCACCAGCACCUUGGUGGUGGAUUUUAAAAGUAAAGUCUUUGAUAGCAAAAAUCAAGAUUUCUGAAGAUUAAAAAAUACAGCAGUGUCACCGUGCUGAGCGAUGGGAGCCCCGUUACGCUGGUGGCCCCCAGGGAGGGAUGGGGCUCACACGGCUGGGACGGAGAUGGCUUCCCUUUCGGGACAAAACCCUUAGCACUGCCCUGACUGAUGUUGCUGGAACGCCCCUUUAGUCCACAUGAAGCUAGGAAAUUGAGAAUCUACAAGGAUGUUUAUUUUAAUUUAAAAAUCAUUCUUUACCGCGUACCGGCUGUGACCCAAUUUACGAGUUCUGAGGUGUGGAACGGAGUUGUUGAAGCAUCAGUUAGCCCUGGUCCUUAACAAAGUAACAAAAACUAGUUCUAGUAAAAUGGGGUUGUAUAUAUUUGUCCAACUAUUUUGACCAAAAAGUUUAAUAAAUUUUAAAUGUUUG
Molecule: messenger RNA, 2861 nt
Organism: Trichechus manatus latirostris (Florida manatee)
Lineage: Eukaryota; Metazoa; Chordata; Mammalia; Sirenia; Trichechidae
Gene: PPP2R2D
Product: protein phosphatase 2 regulatory subunit Bdelta
Exons: 9
Coding region: 487-1353 (288 amino acids)
Cellular component (GO): cytosol; protein phosphatase type 2A complex
Molecular function (GO): protein binding; protein phosphatase regulator activity
Source: RefSeq, a predicted model, not a curated record